Neofelis nebulosa (Clouded leopard) is the source of this 2671-nucleotide messenger RNA. Its product is annotated as WW domain-containing adapter protein with coiled-coil-like. Bases 193 to 837 code for a protein of 214 amino acids. Gene Ontology annotation, molecular function: chromatin binding; RNA polymerase II complex binding. The record is from RefSeq and is a predicted model, not a curated record. Gene Ontology annotation, biological process: regulation of autophagy; positive regulation of TORC1 signaling. The transcript has 2 exons. Gene Ontology annotation, cellular component: nucleus. Lineage: Eukaryota; Metazoa; Chordata; Mammalia; Carnivora; Felidae.
CACUGUGGUCUAGCCCGGCCUCAAGAAAUCUAUACUAGAGGAAACAGAAGAGUAAACAGGAAAUUUUUCCACACCAUCCUCCUCCGGAAGGCAUCUCACUCCUGUGCAUCUCCAGGGCCCCUGGGACCAGCAUCCAGCAGGUCCUGGACUAGGUCUGUCUCUAAACUAGAAGGCUGGUGGCCAGACUUGUGCAUGAAGAAAAAAAGCAGCAACUGGAAAGAGCUGACAGAACCCAAGGGGGCAAGCCAGGUCUCAGAGGAAGAGGAAGGCAAGGGCAAGCUGAGCUGUCACAACCAGAGGGGGACUGGCAGUCUUCCUUACCAGGCACUUAAAUGCUCAUCGAAGAGUCACCCCAUGAACCGUGAUGAGAGACAUGAAAAAAUGCAAGACACUGAAAAUCAUUCACCGUCAAAUAAAACACUGCAAAGACCUGAUAGUCUUGAAAAUAAAUAUAGUGACAGCACAGGUCACAGUAAUGCAAAAAAUGUGCAUAUUCACAGAGUUCAAGAGAGAGAUAGUGGGACCAAUUACUCUCCACAGGAUAAUUCACACAACCAUAGUGCUCUUCAUAGUUCAAAUCACAUUCUUCUAAUCCAAGUAAUAAUCCAAGCAAAACUGAAGAUGCACCUUAUGAUUCUGAAGAUAACUAGUCUGAGCAUAUUAGCUCUUCUGAGGAAAAAUAUGACUACAAUUUUCAAACAGAAAUUUCACAGAGGAAAAACAAAAGAAUGGCUUGAAAUAAAAAAGAGACAAAAAGAAGCAAAGAAGAUAGAAAUUAAUAGCUUCCCAAAAGGUAGGGAUUACAGAAGGGAAAUGAUGCAAGCAAACAGCCACUAGUGGGUUUGCCAAUGGAAUGGGAGACAGGCAUUCCAGCGAUGCCAGUAGAUUGUUCCCACAGAAUAUUUUGCCUCAAAUAAGCAGACACAAUUAUACAGACUACAGACUGCCAAGAGCAGAGACAUACAGUAGUUCUACACCAGUAUAGCACCCCAUCAUACCAGUGUUUCAUGCAACUAUUACCCCAAACACUCUUCCUUCUAAACCAUUUACAUUAUGGCUGAUCAUGAGCCAAAUAAAUCAUCUGAUGCUAAUGGAGCAUCUACUUUAUCAAUACUGCCUACACCCACAUCUUCUGUCCCUGCACAAGAAACAGAAAGAAAAGAUAUGCCAUGCUGAACUACAGUUUUUUUUUUUUUUUAUGUUUAUUUUUGAGAAGAGAGAGUGACAGAGCAUGAGUAGGGGAGGGAAAGAGAGAGAGGGAGACACAGAAUCCAAAGCAGACUCCAGGCUCUGAGCUGUCAGCACAGAGCCUGACGGGGCUCGAACCCAGCAACCUUGAGAUCAUGACUUGAGCCAAAGUCGGAUGCUUAACUGACUGAGCCACCCAGGCACCCCUGAACUAUAGUUUCUGAGUUUCUGAUUAUAUUACAUUAUUUUCAUUUGGUUAACUAAGACUCUUAAUUAUAAAUUUUUUUUUACAGUCUUUUAGAAUGUUACUGCAUAGAUUUAGAUCUAGAUUUAGCCAUAUUUAGCUUUUUAAAAAAUGUUUUUUUAAUUAAGAAGACUCAGAACUUUUUUUUCCCUUUGACACUUUGAAGUCAAGUGCUUCAGUUAUAACAGUUACUAAAGAUUUAAAUAACUGUCAAAGCCAGAUGCCUGUCUUUUAUAUUUGUAUAAAGUAAUUUUCAGUUUUUGCUAUAAUUGUCAUGAUAGUUUAGUUUAGAUAUUGUCUCACUUUUUUUUUAAUUAAAAUUUAAUAUGAAGGGGGGAGUUGGUGCAGCUACUAUGUAAAACAGUAUGGAGGUUCUUCAAAAAAUUAGAAAUCGAACUACCAUAUGAUCCAGGAAUUCCACUUCUAGGUAUUUAUACAAAGAAAACAAAAGCACUAACUCAAAAAGGCAUAAGCACCCCAUGUUCAUUGCCAAAUAAUUUACAGUAGCCAAGACAUGGAAACAACCUGAGUAUUCAUUAGUGGAUGAAUGGAUAAAGAAAAUGUGUUGUGUAUAUACAGUGAAAUAUUAUUCAACCUUAAAAAAGGAAUGAAAUUAUGUCAUUUGUAACAACAUAGAUGGACCUUGAGGGCAUUAUACUAAGUGAAAUAAGUUACAUAGAGAAAGAUAAAUACUGUAUAAUCUCACUUGUAUGUAGUGUCUUGAAAAAUCAACUUGCAGAUAUAAAGAAGCAGAUAAUUGCCAGAGGUGAGGGCUAGAGGGUGGGAAAGAUUGGUUAAGGGGGGGGGAGGGUCAAGAAGUACCAACAUCCAGUUAUAUAAUAAAUAAGUCAUGGGGAUAUAAUGCAUAGAUAACAUGGUGACUGUAGUUAAUAGGACUAUAAAGCCUAUUUGAAAGUCUGUACGUCUCUAUGGUCUUUAAAGUUCUCAUCACAAGAAAAAUAAUUUUUGUAACUACAUAUAGUGACAGAUGCUAUCUAGACUUUUGAUCAUUUUGCAAUAUAUGUGAAUAUUGAAUUAUUAUGCUGUACACCUGAAAAUUGUAUAAUGCUUAUGUUAAUUAAGCCUCAAUUGAAAAAAUAAAAAUAGACAUUCCAUCUGAAAGAAGUGAUACAGCAAAACUUGAAUAGUGAUUUAACAUUUGUUGAUACAAAGACAUGAUAUUAUGCCUGAUUUUAGAUAAUCUGGUGGAGUAAGAAAAGGGGGGGCAAUAUACAGGAC